ACCAACCUCACCCCCACCAACCCUAGGACCUUUGUGCUAUCUUUCUUCACACCUCCAGUCCUCCACCCACCCUCGCUUCCCAGUCGCGUACGUGUGCAGUUCACACCAACCCCCACACUGAUCGCCCGCAUCUGCAUCGGGAGCGUGAAGGAAGAAAAAAUAGGAGGACAUGACGCUGCUGUGUGUGCCGCUGGUGGGGCGGACGGUCGAGGAGAUGAAGAUCGACGCGGCGGCCGCAGCGGCCGCAGGGGGCGACCUUGUCGAGAUCCGACUGGACUACAUCGAGGGGUUCCGCCCGCGGGAGGACCUUCCACGUCUGCUCCACAGCUGCCCACUCCCCGUCCUUGUCACCUACCGGCCUAACUGGGAAGGAGGUCGCUAUGAUGGUGAUGAUGCCACUAGAUUUGAAACACUCUGUUUAGCUAUGGAACUAGGUGUAGACUAUGUUGACAUCGAGUUAAAGGUUGCUGACAAAUUUGUUGAUUUUCUUUCUGGUAAUAAGCCAGAUAAGUGUAAACUUAUUGUUUCUUCACAUAAUUAUGAAAGUACCCCAUCCUGCGAGGAGCUUGCAAAUCUUGUAGCCAGAAUACAAGAAGUUGGAGCUGACAUAGUUAAAGUUGCAACAACUGCUACAGACAUUGUUGAUGUGUCAAGGAUGUUCCAAGUGAUGGUGCACUGCCAAGUGCCUAUGAUUGGAUUGGUGAUGAGUGAGAGAGGUUUGAUGUCAAGGGUGUUAUCCCCAAAAUUUGGUGGAUAUCUUACCUUUGGAAUACUUGAUGCUACUAAGACAUCAGCAUCUGGGCAACCAACACUUGAAGAAUUAUUGGACAUUUACAAUAUAAGGUGUAUAGGACCUGAUACAAAAGUUCUUGGUCUUAUAGCCAACCCAGUAAAGCAGAGCAAGAGCCCAAUUUUGCACAAUAAAUGUCUACAGUCUGUUGGAUACAAUGCUGUUUAUCUUCCACUUCUGGCAGACGAUCUUGCUAGAUUUCUUGACACAUAUUCAUCUCCAGAUUUUUCAGGAUUUAGUUGCUCUCUUCCUUUCAAAGUGGAUGCAGUACAUUGUUGCCAUGAACAUGAUGCUGUUGCUAAGUCAAUAGGUGCCAUAAACACUAUAGUUAGGAAAUCAGAUGGCAAAUUAGUGGGCUACAAUACAGACUACAUUGGAGCAAUUUCUGCUAUUGAGGAUGGCAUAGGAGGUCUGGGGUCAAAGGAUGCUGCUAUGUCACCAUUGUCUGGCAGGCUUAUUGUUGUUGUAGGUGCUGGUGGUGCUGCUAAGGCAAUUGCCUAUGGGGCAAAGAAGAAGGGUGCAAGAGUUGUAGUAGCAAAUCGUACCUAUGAAAAGGCAGUUACUCUUGCCAAUGCAGUUGGUGGCCAGGCCCUGAGGUUAGCCGACCUGGAAAAUUUCAGGCCUGAAGAAGGGACGAUCCUCGCUAAUGCAACAUCAUUGGGGAUGUACCCAAAUGUUGAUGGCACUCCUGUUCCGAAGAAAGCUUUAAGGUUCUAUGAUGUAGUGUUUGAUGCGGUAUAUGCCCCAAAAGUUACCCGGCUUCUACGAGAAGCAAAAGAACAUGGAGUGAAAGUUGUUAGCGGUGUAGAGAUGUUUGUUAGACAAGCCAUGGGCCAAUUUGAGCAUUUCACUGGUGGUAUAGAAGCUCCUGAAAGCCUGAUGCGCGAGAUAGCAGCACAGUAUACCUAGCAGGUUCCUUUGUCCAUCUUUUGGCAUCUUCAUCGUACAGGCUGAUGGUGAAAUAACUGGCUUGGACAAAUUAGCCCAAAGAUUCUUCAAGAUGAGUGGAUAUCAAAUUUUGACGCCUACCCAUUUUUCCACUGUGGGGGCUUAUUGUAAUGUCAAGUAUCACCUACUUGUCACCUGAUCUAAAUAAAAAGUGUUGCAUUCGUCUUGUUAUCAACGUAUAAGUAGUAAAAAGGGGCACACGAAUAAAGAGAAAAUUCAGGUUCAAAUCAAAUCAUAUUGACAAAAAGGAAAUGUCAUAACUAUGAUUCGGUGGUUGCA
Triticum urartu is the source of this 2017-nucleotide messenger RNA. RefSeq names its product bifunctional 3-dehydroquinate dehydratase/shikimate dehydrogenase, chloroplastic. Gene Ontology annotation, molecular function: 3-dehydroquinate dehydratase activity; NADP binding; shikimate 3-dehydrogenase (NADP+) activity. The record is from RefSeq and is a predicted model, not a curated record. Lineage: Eukaryota; Viridiplantae; Streptophyta; Magnoliopsida; Poales; Poaceae. Gene Ontology annotation, biological process: chorismate biosynthetic process; shikimate metabolic process.